Medioppia subpectinata is the source of this 2040-nucleotide messenger RNA. The record is from the annotation of a GenBank genome assembly. Lineage: Eukaryota; Metazoa; Arthropoda; Arachnida; Sarcoptiformes; Oppiidae.
AUGUCUGGCAAGAAUUUUGGUGCCGUUACGUGCGAGUCGUGUAAAGCAUUCUUUAGGAGAAACGCUGGCAAAUCUGAUCGCAUAGUAUGUCAUUUCAACGACAAUUGUACAGUAGAUUUGCCGACGCGAAGGUGUUGUCCCAAUUGUCGGCUUAGAAAGUGUUUAGCAGUUGGUAUGAAAGAGAAUUGGAUUCUUACAGAAAGUCAACGAUUGGAGAGAAGGCUUAGAAUUGAGUUAAGAAAACAGUUGGCAGAAGAGAACGAGAAAUUCAGUGACAAUUAUAUCGACGCCACGGAUGACACAACUCAACAGAUAUCGGAUUCAGACAACACAUCCACUAAUGAUAAUGAUGUGAACAACUAUACCAGUAAUUGGGUAUCAGAAUUACAGCCAAUCAUCAAUGAUAACGGAUUUUAUGAUAAACAGAAUGAGCCAUAUAUUCCAAUAGAAACACAAGAAUAUACAGAAUAUUACGAAAACACCGUAAGACAGGAACCAGAGCUACGGGUGGCUAUCGACCGGCCCAUCACUGACUAUAACAACAACUUCAAUGAGACUGAGUUCAGUCAUCUCAACGAAAUGAUGUUUGCAGUCAAUCACAUGCAACCAAAGAGUGCGCCGGCGGUCGCGUGGGAACCGAUUGAACACAAAGACAUUAGUUACUAUGUGGUCGCCAAACAAGAGUCGGACAUACCAUUGAUGGUGAAAAUGUGCCGCAGUUUGCGCUCGUUUAAUCUGCUGUGCGAGAGUGACCAGUUGUCACUUAUUAAGUACGGUGUUUUGGAAGUGCUCACUUUACGCAAUGCACGGUUUUAUGACACCACAACCGAUAGUUGGAUUUUGGUCAUGGACCUCAAAUUCAGACAUAUGGUUAAAUAUCAAAGGCAUGUUUACAUGUAUUUACUUAAGAGAUAUUUACAACUUAAAUAUCGGUCGGAAUCGGAGGCAAACACAAGACUAUUAAGUCUAAUGAACAAUUUUGAGGACAUUCAAGCGUUGGUUAAAAUAGGCAUUAAAACCAUAUGUCUGAUUUGCGGCGAUAAAGCUGUCGGCAAGAAUUUUGGUGCCGUUUCGUGUAAUUCAUGUAAGGGAUUCUUUAGGCGAAAUGCGGCCAAAUCUGAUGGUAUAAAAUGUGAUUUUAAUAAUAAUUGUACAAUUGAUUUAAUGACACGAAAAUAUUGCCGCAACUGUCGGCUCAGGAAGUGUUUGGCGGUCGGUAUGAAAGAGAAUUGGAUUCUCACAGAAAGUCAAUUAUUGGAGAGAAAGCGAAAACUGGAAUUAAGAAAACAGUUGUGGAAACAAAAUAAACAUUUUAUUUAUAACAAUAUCGACACUACGGAUGACACAACUCAAGAGAUAUUGCAUUUAGACAUGAAAUCCAUUACAGAUACUGAUGUCAACGCCUAUCCCAAUAAUUCCGUACAAGAAUUAGAGUCAAUCAUCAAUUAUAAUGAUGUUUGCGGUGAACAGAAUCUGACAGAUAUUGCAAUACAAACACAAGAAUAUAGAGAAUAUUAUGAUAACACAAUAAGACAGGAACCACAGCUCCCGGUGCCCAUCGACCGGCCCAUCACUGACUACAACAACAACUUCAAUGAGACUGAGUUCAGUCAUCUCAACGAAAUGAUGUUUGCAGUGAAUCACAUGCAACCAAACGGCGCGCCGGCCGUCACGUGGGAACCGAUCGGUAUGAAAGAGAUACUCAAGUGUUUUGUUACCAAAUACGAGUCGGACAUACCGUUGCUCGUGAAGAUGUGCCGCAGUUUGCGCUCGUUUAAUGGCCUGUGCGAGAGUGACCAGUUGUCACUUAUUAAGUACGGAGCUAUGGAACUGCUUAUAUUGCGCAAUGUCAAGCUAUAUGACAGAAACAGCGCUAGUUGGAUUUUAGUCACGUUAUUAUUAAUAUUACUCUUCGAUCCAAACCGUCCGGACAUUAAACUGAAACACAUUGUAAAAUAUCAAAGGCAUAUAUUUACAACUCAAAUAUCAAUCGGAAUCGGAGGCAAAUACACGACUACUAAGUCUAAUGAAGAUCUUUAA